GUUCCCUUCAGACGGCGCUUCUCCCCAGCCCGGCCUCUCGGCAGACGCUCAGGACGCGGAACCCGCCGGCCACAGCUCCCGGCACCGCCGGAGGCCACAGGGCAGGGGCCUCGGGCCGGCACCUCGUGGCCGAGGCAGGUGUAGCCGUCCCACCCUCCGCCUCCUCCUGCUGACCCGCGGGGGCCGCACCAUGCCUCCCGGCGUGGAGGCUCUGGAUCUGCCGGCGUGGAACGGAGCCUCAGGCCGGUCCUGGGGGCCCCGCGGCAGUCCCCCAGGGCCCAAGUUGAGAAGCUCUCCGCCAGCUCCCCAGUCCGCCCUGCCCGGCCGGAGGCGACGCGGCGGAGGUGGUAGCUCCGGGGCGGGGCGGGAACGCCCGGCCACGCGCCCCUGGGCUCCCCGCGCGCACUUCAGCCCUGCGAUCCAGCCGCCACCCCCUGCGCCCCGCCGUCCCCACCCCGGGCCCCGGUCUGCGCGCCCCGGGCGGCUGCAGGAAAGAAAUGCAAUGGCUCAUCUUGAUUCUGAGGUGAAAGAACAAUGUCUGAGGGAAGACCUGAAGUUUUACUUCAUGAACCCUUGUGAAAAAUACCGAGCCAGACACCAGAUUCCGUGGAAGCUGGGGUUGCAGAUUUUGAAGAUCAUCAUGGUCACCACACAGCUUGUUCGUUUUGGUUUAAGUAACCAGAUGGUGGUUGCUUUCAAAGAAGAGAACUCUGUUGCUUUUAAGCACUUGUUUUUAAAAGGAUAUCCUGGCAUGGAUGAAGAUGACUAUAGUUGCAGUAUCUAUACUCAGCAGGAUGCCUAUGAGAGCAUCUUUUUUGCUAUCAGUCAGUAUCAUCAUCUAAAGAACAUAUCCCUGGGGACCCUCGGUUAUGGAGAAAAUGAAGACAAUAGAAUUGGCUUAAAAGUCUGUAAGCAGCAUUACAAGCAAGGGACCAUGUUUCCUUCUAAUGAGACACUGAAUAUUGACAGUGACAUUGAAAUAGAUUGUGUGCACUUAGACCUCUCCAAGUCUGCUGAGGAGUGGAAGAACUUGUCAUUCUUCAGACUGGAAUUUUAUCGGCUCUUACAAGUUGAAAUUUCCUUUCACCUCAAAGGCAUUGACCUACAGACGAUUCAUUCCCGAGAGUUACCGGACUGUUACGUCUUUCAGAACACGAUUACCUUCGACAAUAAAGCGCACAGUGGCAAGAUCAAGAUCUAUUUUGACAGUGACGCUAAAAUUGAAGAAUGUAAAGACUUGAACAUAUCUGGAUCUAUUCAGAAAAAUACUCAGUAUGUCCUGGUGUUUGAUGCGUUUGUCAUUGUGAUUUGCUUGGCGUCUCUUAUUCUGUGCACAAGAUCCAUUGUUCUAGCGCUCAGGUUACGCAAGAGAUUUCUAAAUUUCUUCUUGGAGAAGUACAAUCGACGUGUGUGUAACGCCGACCAGUGGGAGUUCAUCAAUGGAUGGUAUGUCCUGGUGAUUAUCAGCGACCUAAUGACAAUAAUUGGAUCCAUAUUAAAAAUGGAAAUUAAAGCAAAGAAUCUCACAAAUUACGAUCUGUGCAGCCUUUUGCUCGGAACGUCUACGCUCUUUGUCUGGGUUGGCGUCAUCAGAUACCUGGGCUACUUCCAAGCAUAUAAUGUGCUCAUCUUAACGAUGCAAGCCUCACUGCCCAAAGUUCUUCGCUUCUGUGCUUGUGCUGGUAUGAUCUAUCUGGGCUACACAUUCUGUGGCUGGAUUGUCUUAGGACCAUAUCAUGACAAGUUUGAAGAUCUGAACACAGUUGCUGAGUGUCUGUUUUCUCUGGUCAACGGCGAUGACAUGUUCGCGACCUUUGCUCAGAUCCAGCAGAAGAGCGCCCUGGUGUGGCUGUUCAGCCGUCUGUACUUGUACUCCUUCAUCAGCCUUUUUAUAUACAUGAUCCUCAGCCUGUUCAUUGCGCUGAUUACAGACUCCUAUGACACCAUUAAGAAAUACCAACAGAAUGGGUUUCCUGAAACAGAUCUUCAGGAAUUCCUGAAGGAAUGUAGUAGCAAAGAGAAGUAUCAGAAAGAGUCUUCAGCCUUCUUGUCGUGCGUCUGCUGCCUGAGGAGGAAAGGAAGUGAUGACCCCUUGAUACUUGUCAACUAAAGUCCUUCUGCUAAAGAUAAUCAAGUUUCAGGCCUCUUUACCCAGUGACAAUGCAGAGGGAGCCCAAACAGCUUGGACCAGCACUCCCCAAAAUACUGAUUUAUUUAUUUGUGGAGCAGGCAAGAGGACCGUCAGCUGGUUGAACACAACUGAGCUUCCAAAGUUCCUUUUAUAAACUUGGAUGAUGAAGCAUAGGCCACAGUCAACUACUGGGCAUGAGUGCAAUAGAGCAGUGAUAAUGACAUUCUGCAGUGGACUUUAAUUUAUGACCUCACAGUGUUGGGAUGGAAAAAAAUAUCAUGUUUCAGAGUGUGCAAAAACAGUGGCACUUAAAGCCAUGCAUUGAAAGAUGCGUGUUUAUCAUCCAAUAAGGGUUUGUUUUUAAAAGUGAUUCUGGGAUUAGAAGACAUUUGUUAAUUCAUGGUGUGCACAGCAAUGAAGUUGGUUGCGAUACUAAAUUAAAAAUUCCAAGCUGGAGAACUGUUAAGCCUUUUAAAGAACACACUGAAGUCAACAAAAAGACCUCUUGUAGUGGACCUUUCUGGGCCUAUUUGUGUGUGCGUGUGUGUGUCAGCAUGACAGGAAGCAAAUGUUGGCAUGGUCAGUGGGAUAAAUUGGAAACAGAGUCAUUUGAACACCUUGUCACAUGUGCUGAUUGUUGAUUGUACGCAUGACAUGUGGAGGUGAACUGUGACAGUGCUCACAUAUUUUAACAGUUGAACUCUACUAUGGAGGUGAUUUGCCCUUGUCAAGCAAAGAAAGAUGGUAUUUUUUUCCCAAAUAAAUUUAUUUUUAUCACAACAGAUGCUGCUACUGCU
Molecule: messenger RNA, 2928 nt
Organism: Ailuropoda melanoleuca (giant panda)
Lineage: Eukaryota; Metazoa; Chordata; Mammalia; Carnivora; Ursidae
Gene: MCOLN2
Product: mucolipin TRP cation channel 2
Exons: 15
Coding region: 191-2110 (639 amino acids)
Cellular component (GO): membrane
Molecular function (GO): NAADP-sensitive calcium-release channel activity
Source: RefSeq, a predicted model, not a curated record